AGAGGUGCGAGGCGAGGGGGGUCGGGUCCGUCUGUGUGCGCGAGCCGGCAUCGCGGUGUGUGCGUGUGUGCGCCUGACUGAGUGACGACAGAGAAGGAGGUACCGGCUACCGGUGUUCGUUUGUUCCUUCCUUCCUUCUCGUAAACGUGGUCGUAGUAGAUCCUAUAGUAGAUCUAAUAGUGCAGUGAGUGGCGGUUUCGGUGGUCAUUUAUUGUUGCUGUUGUUGUCGGUGGUGGUGUCGCAGCACUAGUAGAAAGUCACACUGCUCCUGAAUAGUGGUAGCGGAGGAGGUGGUGGUAGUUGUGAUCCACGAAGCUACUGGCUGUAUUUUUAGUUGCUGCGUUGCUGUGCGCUACUGUUGUGGAAGUAAAACUUCUAAAGUGAAAGUGAAUUUGUUGCUGAGAGCAGGGAUUUGAGGCGGAUUUUAUCUACCUGUGCCCGCGAGGUGCGGAAACGGUUUACAGGCCCGUCGUGGUUACAUCAUCGUUUUUACCGGAUAUUUCUCUCUCGGAACGAUUGAAGAUACAAGCCCCGGGAUUUCAGGAUUAGCACGACACGUCUAGCAGAUCAGACCACAAGAAAGGACCGACUUACCACCUUUGUGGGGCACUGCUUCCAGACUUUUGUUCGAGGAUCAUCACUGAGCGACGCAGCAAGAGAAGAGCUCGAAUUUCGAAAAUGGAUUCUAAAUUCACGCUGUAUGUACUGCUAGUGGCUGUGGUGGCAACGUGCCUGUUCGUUGGUGAGGUCAGGCCAGCCGCUUUGCCAGACAAGUUCUCGGAAGAAGAGGUCCGGAAGAUGGAGAGGUUCUCCGGUGACGUCAUGGGGUGCGCCAACAUCCCGGCCCUGGGCCUGGGCGUGGUCAGAGGGGACGCCACCUUCUCUACCGGUCUUGGUGUAGCUGACAUGGCGACAGGCCACGCUGCUGACAAGCGGACUAUGUUCACCCUAGGAUCCACAGCGAAGGCGUUCGUGCCCUACAUCCUGGCGGAGAUUAUGAACGGCAAGGAAAACCACGACGGACGAAUCCAGUGGAACAGCACACUGCGGGAGAUCCUGCACCACGACCGGGACCUGGAGGUGCCUGAGCCCUGGUCCGACAUGACCUUGAACGACAUGCUCGUCUACAUGUCCGGCAGCAGCGCCGCUGACCUGUCCACCAUGGCCGGACUGCCCGAUGACGUCACCAGGGAAGACCUGAUCAG
Molecule: messenger RNA, 1205 nt
Organism: Aplysia californica (California sea hare)
Lineage: Eukaryota; Metazoa; Mollusca; Gastropoda; Aplysiida; Aplysiidae
Source: RefSeq, a predicted model, not a curated record